AUGAACCGAAAUGCUCGAAAACUUGAAUUAAAUAUGGCAUUAAGAGUAUUACCAAUAUUUAAUCCAUUAAAUGAUUAUCAUAUCUAUCAUAUUAAUCAAUCAACAUCGUCUAUUCUAUUACAUAAUUUAAUUGAACAAUCAAGAAAAACAACUCGAUUUACUAUUGAUACAGAAGAUGAUUAUUAUACACGUCGACCAGCAUUAAUUCAAAUUGAAUUCAUACAAUGUCAAUCUAUCGUACUAUUAAUUGAAGUGCAUCAUUUACCACAAGCAACAUCAGUCAUAUUUUGGUUAAUAAGAUCACUUGUGAAAAUAAUCUUAAAUCUAUCCAAUUGUAUAUAUUCAUGGGGUAAUGGUGAGAAUGAAUUAAAUAAAUUUAUAUCAUGUGGACUUUUUUCAUCUAAACAACUUAAACAAAUAAAUAAUAUAGACAUUCAAAAACUUUUUUGA
Messenger RNA from Rotaria sordida, 450 nucleotides. The record is from the annotation of a GenBank genome assembly. NCBI's taxonomy places the organism in Eukaryota, Metazoa, Rotifera, Eurotatoria, Philodinida, Philodinidae.